AUGGGAACCCGAGGCCUUGAGAUAGUGCGCUUCCGCGGGCGAUACUACAUUCGCUAUCACCAGUACGACAGCUAUUUCGAGGGUCUCGGCGCCAGCAUCGUCAGCGGAGUCCCUACGCACCCCAAGCGCUACCAGGCAUGGCUCAAGUCGAUGCGAGCGCACUAUGCUGCCAUGGAACGCGACCUCGAAAGAAAUGUCUACGAGAUUCGUGACGAUUCAAAACCCGACGACUGUGUGCAGUUUAAUGAAUUCACGGAGCUUCCUACCGAGCUUCCGCGGCUCAGCCACUACUGGGACGCCGAGUGCUUUUACAUCACCAAUCUCGACCAUGAAGUCUUCACUAUAAACCACAGCAUACACUUCAAGCUGGACAGUAUCCCGCGCCAGGACGACCUGUGGCGUCGCGCCAUUUCAGAAAGCAUCUAUCUGGGCAAGCCCACCAUCUCCCCCGACCUUUGCCCCGAAGAGCAUAUGGCCUCGCUAGCUUUGGAGCUUCCCGAGCCGAACCGGGCAAUCGGAUACAAAUCCCGCUUGGUAACCCCGAGGACGAACAUCCAGGAGGCACAAGAAGUCUUUCUCACGCACGUUCUAGCCAGGACGCUUGCUGUAUACAAGGACGAAAUCGUUAGGUUCGGGAGGGAGUGGAGCCCGGACUCGUUUCCUUUCCGCGAGCUGGCCUUUGCUCUUGUCUCGAUUGCGUCUGGCCAGGCCAAAUUCCAUUCCUUUCCCGCUCAGACUAAGCUUCAAGCUCGAGGUGAGUCACCUGGAUGGCUUGGCGAAAAGUGGGUUGGCGAUAGCGCGCCGCUGCUAGAGUUUGGCUCUAUGUCUCAUCGACCGGGCGAGAGUCCAGGAGUGUCGCCCACGGAGACUAUGUAUUGGCUCGAGGGCGUGCUUGUCAGCCUUGUGCUGGUGGUUGACGGCGAGGCCCUCACUCAGGCUGUGACUCGUGGCAUCGAACAGGGAUACACCAACUUUCAGAUCGUCAUCCUAUCGCUCUUUGAAGCAGCCUUUGCCGAGGUCUCCUUUGGCGGUGAUGGGGAGCCAUUCGUUGAAGCCAGCGCUCCUAUUUAUCUCUCGCCUCUGCGUCCAGAGUAUUGUUUGAGCACACACCCGCGCGAGCGACCAGUGAUGACGCCCGAGAUGAAUUGGCAGUUCCAGACUCAGCGUGGUGAGCGUAUCAUGCAGUCGAACUGCACGGGGACGGCGCGAAAACUAUCAAGAGAGUUCCCCGGACUCGCGGCACUCGUCCAUGUCUUCGAUACCGCCGCUAGCCGCCGCGCAGCAUCCAAAUCGGCAGGGAUUUUUCCGCUGGAGUUGUAUGAUCGGAUUCUGGACUUUGUUGACUACGAUACGUGGAAAAACUGCUUGGUUGUGUCUACAGCAUUUCGUUCGUAUUGUCUGCGCAAGUACAGACUUGACGAUCGGAAGAGGAUAGUGGCAGGCCCCUUUGUGAGGUUGCGAUCGGAUCGCGACGGGAGUCUGCUUUCGUUCGACUUUGAAGACAUGCAAACGGGCAAGAUCCGUCCAGUGAUGCAGAUCUAUUCGCGUUGGCAUCCGACGGAAAGGUAUAAGUGGAUGCCGCUCAUCGGCAGUGAGCGGAAAGCGCUCAUGUUGGACGUGGGCGUCCACUUUGAGCCGGCUGGGAACUGGCCAGAGGUGUAUAGCACCGAUGAGGAGCCUGAAUGA
Messenger RNA from Ilyonectria robusta, 1686 nucleotides. RefSeq lists its product as uncharacterized. Lineage: Eukaryota; Fungi; Ascomycota; Sordariomycetes; Hypocreales; Nectriaceae. The record is from RefSeq and is a predicted model, not a curated record. The coding region runs from base 1 to 1686 and encodes 561 amino acids. The transcript is spliced from 2 exons.